Messenger RNA from Leptosomus discolor (cuckoo roller), 1457 nucleotides. NCBI's taxonomy places the organism in Eukaryota, Metazoa, Chordata, Aves, Leptosomiformes, Leptosomidae. The record is from RefSeq and is a predicted model, not a curated record.
GUCUGCGAAAACUUGCGGAAAUUGGAGAUCACGGGAGUGUCCUGUCGAGACGUUUAUGCCAAACGUAUAAACCCACGAGUGAAGUCGGGGCGUUUUAUGAAAAUCCUUCCCGACUACGAGCACAUGGAGUACAGAGAUGUUUACACCUGCCUGCUGCACCGAUACCGACACAUCCUGGGAUUGUGGCAGCCGGACAUCGGGCCCUACGGGGGACUGCUGAACGUGGUGGUCGACGGUUUGUUCAUCAUCGGGUGGAUGUACCUGCCACCUCACGACCCUCACGUUGAUGAUCCGAUGAGAUUCAAACCUCUCUUCAGGAUUCAUCUCAUGGAGAGGAGGUGUGCAACGGUUGAGUGUAUGUAUGGUCAUAAAGGACCCCAUAAUGGCCACAUCCAGAUUGUAAAGAAGGAUGAGUUCUCCACGAAGUGCAACCAGACGGAUCACCAUCGGAUGUCAGGGGGAAGGCAGGAGGAAUUCCGGACGUGGCUGAGGGAAGAGUGGGGUCGGACUCUGGAAGACAUCUUCCACGAGCACAUGCAAGAGCUCAUCUUGAUGAAGUUCAUCUACACCAGCCAAUACGACAACUGCUUGACAUACCGACGCAUCUACCUCCCUCCUAGCGGCCCUGACGACCUUAUAAAGCCAGGUCUCUUCAAAGGAACGUAUGGGAGCCAUGGGCUGGAGAUUGUCAUGUUGAGCUUUCAUGGAAAGAAAGCGAAGGGGACUAAAAUCACCGGAGAUCCCAACAUCCCAGCCGGGCAGCAGACUGUGGAGAUCGACCUGGCGCAUCCCCUGCAGCUACCCGACGUCGAGAACCUUCGUGAUUUCAGCGAGCUCUCUCGCAUCGUCCUGGAGGUCCAGGAGCAGGUGCGUCGGGAGGAGCAGGAGCAGGAGCACCGGCAGGAGGAAGAGGAGCGCUCCCAGCCUGCUGCCUCCCAGCCUGCUGCCAAGCCCCUGGGAGGAGAAGGUGCCGAGGGGGAAGAGACUGCGGCUGGGGCGGAGGGGACGGCCCAGGACAAGGCACCAGCUUCCCAGCCCUUCGUGCUGCCCAUGGGGGUCAUAUCGAGGAACGAAGACUAUCCCCGGACCUGCCGAAUUUGUUUUUAUGGGACGGGGCUUAUUGCUGGCCACGGCUUCACCAGCCCCGAGCGAACCCCGGGUGUUUUUGUUCUCUUUGACGACGAUCGCUUUGGAUUCAUCUGGCUGGAGCUGAAGUCCUUCAGCCUCUACAGCCGGAUCAAGGUCUCCUUCCAGAACGCCGAAGCGCCUUCCCGGGAGGCUUUUGAUGAAAUGCUGAAGAACAUUCAGUCGCUGGCUACUUGAUGGGUGAUGUGUGAUGGACAGGGCUAGGGGUUGCAAAGGCUGCUGCGCUCCCCAGCCAGGGCUGGGGUGGGGGAUGCCUUGCUCUCGGUACCUCUGAAUAAAAGCAUGCACUUUUAAUAAAGCCUUUUUACCCC